Molecule: messenger RNA, 669 nt
Organism: Chara braunii
Lineage: Eukaryota; Viridiplantae; Streptophyta; Charophyceae; Charales; Characeae
Source: the annotation of a GenBank genome assembly
AAGAUAGGAAGAAGGAGGGAAUCCCGACGACGUUUGAGCAGCCGCUGUGGGAGGAGAUGGAGUGGGCACACAGAAAGCCAUAUGUCGCCUGUGAGGCUGUGACAACACCAUGGCAUCAUCGAACUGCCAGGGUGCUGAAAGCGGUGUUUCCGAUAACGAAACACCGCCGCUUGGCAAUGGCUCUUCAGAAGGCGGGGGCCGGAGCAGUGCGAGCACCGAAGAAGACGACCGCUUGCGUAAGAAACGGCAAGGGGCGAUGGGAAAAGAGCGCGUUGGUGACCGCCCGCCGGUGUUGACUGUGGAGAGGGCUCUGCUAGAUUCCAGCAUGGCGGGGAAUGAAGGGAUGGAGAAGGCGGCUGGCGCUCUGGCCCGGGCAAGCACAGAGGGUGCGCAGCUGGUGGCGACCCAGGUCGGCGCUAUCGCCAGUGCCAUAAAGGAAGGAAACGUUGUGCUGCAGAUGUUGGUCGGCAUCAUGGCUGACCGGCGCCGAAACGGGAAUGGCAAUCGGGGAGGAGAACAUGGGGACACCAGCCCCUCCACCUGCUGAAACUUGAAUCCGUGACGACAACAGCGCACGUUGGCCGACGACAGUUGGAGAACGAUAGAAAAAGGGGGGGGGGGGAAAUCUACAAACAAAAAAUGGGAAAAAAAUGAAAAAAACAUUAUGAA